Molecule: messenger RNA, 1995 nt
Organism: Cololabis saira (Pacific saury)
Lineage: Eukaryota; Metazoa; Chordata; Actinopteri; Beloniformes; Belonidae
Gene: arhgdia
Product: Rho GDP dissociation inhibitor (GDI) alpha
Exons: 6
Coding region: 124-747 (207 amino acids)
Biological process (GO): Rho protein signal transduction
Cellular component (GO): cytosol; membrane; cytoplasm
Molecular function (GO): Rho GDP-dissociation inhibitor activity; protein binding
Source: RefSeq, a predicted model, not a curated record
AUUUGAGUGCUGCAUGAAAGCCUUCUGCAGCAAGAGAGCAGAGCAGUAAAUGUCACUUUGAAAAGCUUUUAGUCACAUCUAGUGACGCGACAGUCACGUCCUGUCCUCCUCUUUAAGCGCGCCAUGGCCGAGCAAGACCCAACUCCAGAGCAGCUGGCAGCGAUCGCAGCAGCCAAUGAGGAGGCCGAGAGCGGCAUCAACUACAAACCUCCUGCCCAGAAGAGCCUACAGGAGAUCCAGGAGCUGGACAAAGAUGACGAGAGCCUGCGGAAGUACAAAGAGGCCCUGCUGGGCAAAGGUGCUGCCGUGGCGGCUGCAGACCCCAGCGUCCCAAACGUCCAGGUGACACGAAUGACUCUGAUGUGUGAGGCAGCGCCUGCUCCUCUGAUCCUCGACCUGCUGGGAGACCUAGACAACUUCAAGAAGAACCCAUUUACACUGAAAGAGGGUGUUGAGUAUAGAAUAAAGAUCAACUUCAAGGUGAACAAGGAGAUCGUGUCAGGCCUGAAGUACAACCAGCAAACAUUCAGGAAAGGAGUUAAAGUUGACAAGUCGGACUACAUGGUGGGAAGCUACGGCCCGAGGCCCGGCGAGGAGUACGAGUUCCUCACCACCAUGGAGGAGUCGCCCAAAGGCAUGCUGGCCCGCGGCACCUACAACAUCAAGUCUAAGUUCACCGAUGACGACAAGCACGAUCAUCUGUCCUGGGAGUGGAGCCUCAACAUCAAGAAAGAGUGGAAGGACUGACUCGCCUGCUCGCCCAUCCACGUCUUCCACUUCUCCUUUCUGUCAUUCCAUGCUUCCUCCUUUGAAUUCGUUUUUUUUUUUUUUUUUUGUCCUCUUAAGCGUUUGCUCUCUCCGUCCAACAGUCUUUUUUUUUUUUCGAUUCCAGUAACCUCAUUAUUCCUCCAAUGAUAAUGCUUAAUUUGUUUGCUUACACAUCUUCUGAUAAGUAUUAAAUCCUUUAAAAAAAAAAAAAUGGAGAAAGCAAUGUGCACGACCUAGAUUUUUUUUCCUUUUAUUGUUUGUUUAUACAAAAAAAAAAUAUCCGUAAAACAUGUUACCUGUUUUUGAUUUCCUCCGCUCUUUCCUUCUUCCUUUUAUUUUCGCCCUGUUUUGUACGAUCACCGCGAUCUGCCUUGGACAGCGUCGUACAGGAGGCAGUAGUGCUGCACGUGCGCGCUCGCUGUACCGUCUUUGUUCAAUCACUGCUGGACACAGCUCUGGGAUCCAGUCCUUCUAAAGCCUCUGAGCAGAUCAGCCUCACCACGGUCUUGUUAAAUUAUUUGGAAUUAAGUCUAGCUCUCUUUCCAAUAGCUUAUCAUCAGACCAGUGUGCUUUAGUCGCGGCUGGUCCUCUCCUCAUCAGGGUAUAGUGGCAGUUAGCAGCCAUGUGGCCUUAACAGCAACUAUUAGGACGAGACGGUCAACUUAGUUGAGCCAUUUUGCCUUCAGAUUAAAUUUUUUUAUACAUGAGCCUAUUUUAACACAACUUGUAACACUCGGGCAGGGAAACAGGACCAAUGUCUUUAUUUCACAUGUAGGAGCUGGAUUUCAUCAGACUUCAUUUCGGGGCUUGAUGUGGUGGAACUCUAAAGUCCAUUUGUAUCAGCCGUGGCCCCGUGUCCGCUCAUCUCGGGAGGUGUCUCCACAGCCCCUCUUUAACGUGAACACAGCUCCCGUGCUCAUGUCGUGUUACUCCGAUGACCACUGCUGACUCUGCAUCCUUGAGGUGAGACAUGGUCUGCAACCGACCACUGGAUCAGUAUAGGAACCUCAGCCCAUGGUUAACUCAUCCUGCCACGAGAAAGGGUUAUCCUGGCUUUUUAUAAAUAAAUAUAUACACUCCAUAAGUCAGUGACGCCUAUAUGGCCUCGUUCAGCUUUCUUGUGUCAUGGACUGAGGGUUUUUCUCGGGGGUUGAUUUAUUGUGCAGCAUUUGUAUUACCCACAGUUUACUGAUCGCCUGUGUUCACAUUAAAGUGUUUAGACUUGGA